CAAUGGGAGGUUACAAGCUGUAAAACCCGGCGUCUCCCUCUUAGCUAAUUAACAAAGGCCAUUGGCACGGGUGCUCUUUCUAAGCGGAGCAACCUUCUACUGUUCUUCGUGGUUCACCGUCUCUUCCAGAAGCAGUGGGAGCAUGGCCGCAACGCCGCAAGUUAUUACAUGCAAAGGUGCUGUAUGGUGGGGAGGCGGAGAAAAUGAUGUAAAGUUGCAAGACAUACAAGUGGAUCCUCCCAAACCUACCGAAGCUCGCAUCAAGAUGCUCUUCGCCAGUGUCUGCCACACCGACCUCCUUAGGGCCACAGGGUUUCCACUUCCUUUGUUUCCUCGAGUAUUGGGGCAUGAAGGAGUUGGUGUUGUUGAGAGUAUUGGGGAGAAAGUAACAGAUCUAGAAGUAGGCGAUGUUGUGAUUCCAACAUAUAUUGGUGAAUGUCGAGAAUGUGAGAACUGCAUUUCAAGGGAAUCCAACUUUUGCCUGAAAUACCCUAUAAUAAUCAGCGGCCUAAUGCUGGAUAACACUUCAAGGAUGUCCAUAGGAGAUCAAAAGAUAUUCCAUCUUUUUAGUUGUUCCACAUUUGCAGAGUACAUGAUAACUGACGCAAAUUACCUUGUCAAAGUUGAUCCCAACAUUGACCCAGCCCAUGCUAGCAUCAUCUCGUGUGGGUUCUCAACUGGUUUUGGGGCUGUUUGGAAGGAAGCCAAGGUUGAAAGUGGAUCAUCCGUUGCUGUUUUUGGCCUUGGCGGCGUUGGCUUAGGGGCUAUUAGCGCGGCCAAAAUGAUGGGGGCAGCUAAGAUAAUUGGUAUUGACAAAAAUGAAGUGAAGAGAGCAAAAGGAGAAGCUUUUGGAAUGACUGAUUUUGUCAAUCCUGAUGCAUCUGAUAAAUCAGCUUCAGAGUUGGUCAAGGAACUGAGUGGUGGAAUGGGUGUGGAUUAUUCCUUUGAGUGCACCGGAGUUGCCCCUUGUCUUACUCAGGCGCUGCAAGCCACGAAAUUGGGGAAAGGAAAGACAAUAGUAAUUGGUUCAGUAACUGAAGAAUUUGUGAGCAUCAACUUUCGAUCUCUUUUACUUGGUCGAACUUUAAAAGGAUCUGCUUUUGGAGGACUAAAACCCAAAUCUGACCUGCCUUUCAUAGUUGACAAAUGCCUGAAAAAGGAGUUCCCUCUUCAUGAACUUCUAACUCAUGAAGUGUCAUUGACGGAUAUAGACAAAGCUUUGUGGCUAUUGAAACAACCAGAUUGUGUCAAAGUUGUCAUUAGGAUGUGAAUAUGAUACUGUCGUACAUUGUGCGUGGUUUGUAUUUGAAUGUCAAUCCUUGUACCGUAGUUUUAGUCAAGCACGCUUUUUUGUAUUAACUAUACUUGAAAAUUAAGUGGUGCCAUAUCAUGCACACAUUUUUAUUGUCAGAAAAAUUGGGCGUCAGGAUCAAAACAGUGAAAUAUUUGGGACGAAGGGCUAGUAAUCCUUAAAGCUGCAUUACAGAUCUGCAAUCAAACUUCAAGAAUCAUCCAGGUAGAUUUUU
Messenger RNA from Prosopis cineraria, 1526 nucleotides. Its product is annotated as 8-hydroxygeraniol oxidoreductase-like. Gene Ontology annotation, cellular component: cytosol. NCBI's taxonomy places the organism in Eukaryota, Viridiplantae, Streptophyta, Magnoliopsida, Fabales, Fabaceae. Gene Ontology annotation, molecular function: zinc ion binding; S-(hydroxymethyl)glutathione dehydrogenase [NAD(P)+] activity. Gene Ontology annotation, biological process: formaldehyde catabolic process. The record is from RefSeq and is a predicted model, not a curated record. The transcript has 8 exons. The coding region runs from base 143 to 1270 and encodes 375 amino acids.